AUGCAAACCCCAAAUAUCAUCAGUGCCGACGUGGCACCGCAAUUCUACGAUAGUAUUAGUGAUCGCUAUGAUAAGUAUUAUGCGCAGAAUCAGGGCUUGUUGGAUUUUGUCAGAGAGAGUUUGGAGUUGCUGCCGAGGGAUGCUGAGGUCCUAGACGUCGGAUGCGGAACCGGCAUUCCCACCUCCCUCGCGGUGACGAACUCCGGUCGCAAAGUGCACGGCAUCGACAUCUCACGCAAGAUGAUCGCUCGCUCGCGGGAAAAUGUUCCGGCGGGAACAUUCGAGUUGCGCUACGCAGAACAUGUCCCGGGAAAAUUCAUGGGCGAAGUGAACACGAAUUUUCUGUACACGCAACUAGGAUGGGAGGAAGUUUUGGCGGAGAAUGGAUUUGAGAUUGUGAAGGAGGGGAAGGCGGUUUUUGAACCCCCGGAAGAGGCGGAAUGUGAUAGGGAAGUGAAUUUUUUAUUACGGCGAGGAUGA
Messenger RNA from Botrytis sinoallii, 480 nucleotides. RefSeq lists its product as uncharacterized. The record is from RefSeq and is a predicted model, not a curated record. NCBI's taxonomy places the organism in Eukaryota, Fungi, Ascomycota, Leotiomycetes, Helotiales, Sclerotiniaceae. The coding region runs from base 1 to 480 and encodes 159 amino acids. The transcript is spliced from 3 exons.